GUAUCUCCUCUCCAAGGGUCGUGAGCGGCUACUCGAUUUCUGGCUAGAAGCCGAACGACACAAAUUGGCAACAGAAUACAUCAACGCACUCUCCUCGAGUCUACUGUCGUACGGACAACAAUCAUCCACGACGAUCGAGCACCACAAACGGUCUAGUACGGCUUCGGCUGUGCUCACGUCUGCGUUUGCGGGGGAGAGGGAAAAGGUUUUCAAUGAGAUGUAUUUGCGCGAUUUUGGGCAGUACGUGCGUGAUCGCGUCGUCUGUUUCGCGCGUAACGAGCUUUCCCGCCGGUUGGGUGAGUUUGACGGAGCUCCCGUUCGUCGCCGGCUCGAGGGUCUGGGCGAGUGUUAUUGUCUCACGGAUCCUCGUCGGUUGGAUAACCCUAUCGUCAUGACGAGUGAGGCAUUCGUCGCGGUUACGGGGUAUGCGCGACAAGACAUCAUCAACAAGAAUUGUCGAUUCCUCCAAGGUCCUGCCACGAAUCCUGCGAGUGUUAGGCGUAUCCGCAUUGGGCUUCAGGAGGGUGGGAGUUCGAUUGUGGAGUUGUUGUUGAAUUAUCGGAAGGAUGGUGUGCCGUUUUUUAAUCUCUUGUUCAUGGCUCCGCUUCGUGAUCAGAAGACUGGGGAGAUUCAUUAUUUCCUGGGAGCACAGAUCAAUGUUACGAGUACGGUUUGGGAGGCGAGUAGGCAUUCUCUCUUUUUUUUGGAGGAUGAGGGUGUGGGGGAGGAGGAUGAUGAGGAGGAGGAAGAGGAGGAGGAGGAAGAGCUGGAUGAGACGGGGUGGAGUUUGUUGGCGGCGAGGAGGUUGAGGGAUAUGUUACCCCGGAAACGUCGGGUGAAGAAGGAGAAGAAGAAGCAUGUCUCCAAGAAAUCACCGAGGGAUGCCGUCGACGACGGCAGUGACCACGAUUCCUCCUCCGACGAGAGCUCGUCUUCUUCGGACUCCGACACCUCCGAUGAUGACCUCAAAGUCAAACGCACAAAAGCACGUCUCGCCAUGCCCCAAUGGGACCGCUACGAAGAACACAAUCGCAACUCCGUCGACUCCUCCACCUCCCUCCGCGAGUUAGAGACAGCCAUGGACGACCUCCGCCGCACCUUCAACAAAUUCGUCCUCAUCUCCGCCUCCUACCACAUCACCCACCUCUCCGACGCCGUCCUCUCCUCCUCCGACAUGCCACCCUCCUCGAUUGGGAAACAUUGGAUUAAUGAUGUCGUUGGGCUCAAUACACCGCGGUAUAUUGUUCACGGGUUACGGACUGCGAUGGAGGCUGGACGGCCGGUGAGUGCGCAGGUUAGGGAUUUGGAGGGGGAUUUGAGGUGGGUGCAUUGUACGCCGCUUGUGGGGUUUGAGGGGAGGGUUGAGGCGUGGGUUGUGUUGAGUGUUGGGAAGGAUCGGGCGGGGCAGUGAGGGUAUAUAUGUGCUACGGAUGGACACGGAGAACUUUGAGAACGUUUUUACCCAACCUUUUCGGCAUUUGAAAUUUGAUUUGCUAUGGACUUGGGCUUUUUGACCUUUGAUUAUACGCGGACGCAUUUAGCAUAGCUGAAGCAGACAACGAUAUUGAUAUCGAUGCCGAUGUGGAGGAGACAUAGCUUGGCCAUUGCGAGCAAUACACACAAAUUGACUCAUC
Messenger RNA from Saitoella complicata NRRL Y-17804, 1634 nucleotides. RefSeq lists its product as uncharacterized. NCBI's taxonomy places the organism in Eukaryota, Fungi, Ascomycota, Saitoellomycetes, Saitoellales, Saitoellaceae. The coding region runs from base 218 to 1411 and encodes 397 amino acids. Gene Ontology annotation, cellular component: nucleus. The transcript has a single exon. The record is from RefSeq and is a predicted model, not a curated record.